Molecule: messenger RNA, 812 nt
Organism: Dothidotthia symphoricarpi CBS 119687
Lineage: Eukaryota; Fungi; Ascomycota; Dothideomycetes; Pleosporales; Dothidotthiaceae
Exons: 1
Coding region: 231-758 (175 amino acids)
Source: RefSeq, a predicted model, not a curated record
UCCAUUCAUUCCCCGGACCUGAUGGUCCAUGUUCUUUUUGUGCCGCGUUGGUUUGUGGCGACGGCUUUUCUCAACGCUUGGGUGGCUGGCUGGCUGGUUGGCGGCAGGUGAUGCGUGCACCCCCUUUUGGCAUCCAAUGGCGUUUUGAACUUACCUUGUGCAUGUCUGGUUGGUUGAUUGAUUGGCUGCCCUUAUGAUUUUCUUGGCUGGGCCUGUUUUUGCAUGUAUGCAUGGAAGGAAGAGGUGAAUGGGUGGGUAGAAGGGGAGGAGGGACAAGAGACGCGGGUGGUUGGACAAGCCGGGUCGGGUUGGGUAUGGAUGCGGAUAAUGUGCGUGGGAUUGGGGUCGUAGUCGUUGGGAGACGUGACGUGACGUUGAUGGGAGGGUUGUGUUUACAUACCAUUCAAGGAGCCUAUCUCGCUGCAUGUGCGUACUUUGUGGUACCCUUUUCACUGGUUGUUAGCCUGGGAUUUGAGGCGCUCCUUCUUCUUUUCUGCUUCAUAUUCAUAUUCAUAUUCAUUGCUCUUGGCAGGGCCUGCUAUGUCCGUUUUGCGGUACUGCGUUUACUUGGCUGUAUACUUUACCGUAUUUACUACUUAUUACAUACACCUCGUUCACUUGGUCGUUACACUUCUUCUUACCUCGUCCCCACGCAUGGCUUCAUACCGCAUGGCUUUUCAAGCUUCACAACAGUGGCCCUACGAGACUCACGUGUCCCUCGCGCUCUUUUCAACCACGGAGGACCCGCCAACCCCUAGAAGCUUUACCUCACAGAAGCCGUGCGGAGCAACCAAGCGCUGCACACAACACAU